This is a messenger RNA of Phragmites australis (common reed), 2352 nucleotides long. RefSeq names its product ankyrin repeat-containing protein At5g02620-like. Gene Ontology annotation, cellular component: plasma membrane. The transcript is spliced from 4 exons. Gene Ontology annotation, molecular function: protein phosphatase regulator activity; protein phosphatase 1 binding. Bases 258 to 2000 code for a protein of 580 amino acids. Lineage: Eukaryota; Viridiplantae; Streptophyta; Magnoliopsida; Poales; Poaceae. The record is from RefSeq and is a predicted model, not a curated record.
GUCUGUGGCCGACCAAUUUCUGUUCGUGCGGGAUGGCAUUGGAGAUUCUAGAUUUCUAACGCGAUUCUGGAUUCCCAUCGUGUGUUCCUCAAAUCCUUUACGCGAGGCCAUCACGUGUUCCUUGGCCUUUGCAUUGCGAUGUGCAUGCUUUUCGAUCCCCUUGCGUUUCUGAUGUGGCAUUGCUGAUUGCAUCUUCUUUAUGCAAAAGUUGGAGGAGGAAAUGGGACGGCUUUUCGCCGUGAUUGCAUCGUCGCGUAAUGGGCUCGGAACGGAGAGGUGAUUGGAAGCCAUUGUUGCUGCAUUUUGACGUGCCUUCGAGCUUGAUGGAAGCAAAGAACCAACCCGGCGAGGACAGGCCGCCGGCGCAGCCCGAGCCGAUGGACUCGCCGCGGGCGGCGCAGGCGGCGACGCGGCGCAAGAAGAUGACUAAGCAGCUGACCGGGAAGCGGGACGACACCGCGAUGCACGCGGCGGCGCGCGCCGGGCAGCUCGGCUCCGUGCGGGAGAUGCUGUCCGGAAAGACCCCGGAGGAGCUGGGCGCGCUGCUUUCGAAGCAGAACCAGGCCGGGGAGACGCCGCUGUUCGUCGCCGCCGAGUACGGGUACGUGGCCCUGGUGGCCGAGAUGAUUAAGUACCACGACGUCGCCACUGCCGGCAUCAAGGCCCGCAGCGGCUACGACGCCCUCCAUAUCGCCGCCAAGCAAGGGGAUGUAGACGUGGUGAGGGAGCUGCUGCAGGCGCUGCCGGAGCUGUCGAUGACGGUGGACGCGUCGAACACGACGGCGCUGAACACGGCGGCGACGCAGGGGCACAUGGAGGUGGUGAGGCUUCUGCUGGAGGUGGACGGGAGCCUGGCGCUGAUCGCGCGGAGCAACGGCAAGACGGCGCUGCACUCGGCGGCGCGGAACGGGCACGUGGAGGUGGUGCGGGCGCUGCUGGAGGCGGAGCCCAGCAUCGCGCUGCGCACGGACAAGAAGGGGCAGACGGCGCUGCACAUGGCCGCCAAGGGCACCAGACUGGACCUCGUCGACGCGCUCCUCGCCGGCGAGCCGUCGCUGCUCAACGUGACGGACAACAAAGGCAACACCGCGCUGCACAUCGCGUCACGCAAGGCGCGCCACCAGAUCAUAAAGCGGUUGCUUGAGCUGCCGGAUACGGACCUCAAGGCGAUCAACCGGUCCCGCGAGACCGCGCUGGACACGGCGGAGAAGAUGGGCAACGCGGACGUGGCCGGCCUGCUGGCGGAGCACGGCGUGCAAUCUGCGCGCGCCAUCAGCCCCGGCGGCGGCAACCCGGCGCGCGAGCUGAAGCAGCAGGUGAGCGACAUCAAGCACGAGGUGCACUCGCAGCUGGAGCAGACGCGGCAGACGCGCGUGCGCAUGCAGGGCAUCGCGAAGCGCAUCAACAAGCUCCACGAGGAAGGGCUGAACAAUGCCAUCAACUCGACGACGGUGGUGGCCGUGCUGAUCGCGACGGUGGCGUUCGCGGCCAUCUUCACGGUGCCAGGCGAGUACGUGGAGGACCCUUCCAGCCUGGCCCCGGGGCAAGCGCUGGGGGAGGCGAACAUCUCCCACCAGACGGCGUUCAUCAUCUUCUUCGUGUUCGACUCGGUGGCGCUCUUUAUCUCGCUGGCCGUGGUGGUGGUGCAGACGUCGGUGGUGGUGAUCGAGCGCAAGGCCAAGAAGCAGAUGAUGGCGGUGAUCAACAAGCUCAUGUGGGUGGCGUGCGUGCUCAUCAGCGUGGCGUUCCUGGCUCUGUCGUUCGUCGUCGUCGGCCGCACCGAGCGGUGGCUGGCCGUGGCCGUGACCAUCAUGGGCGCCACCAUCCUGGUCACCACCAUCGGCACCAUGCUCUACUGGGUCAUCGCGCACCGGCUGGAGGCCAAGCGGAUGCGCAGCAUCAAGCGCUCCUCGCUCAGCCGCUCCCGGUCCUUCUCCUGCUCCGGCAUGUCCGAGAGCGAGUGGAUCGACGAGGAGUUCAAGAGGAUGUACGCCAUCUGACGACUAAUGCUGCUUUAAUCUCGUACAUGACCAUGCCGACGUUGCCGUGCCGGGUUUCAGCAGCUUGAUCUGAACUAUUUGCCCCGUUGCUGAAUUCUAAUGGGGCGUAUGGCUAUGGAAGCAGCUGUCACGGUCAGCGCAGUUUUUAUCUUAGCUUUAACAAGAGAUGAAUUGUACAAGCGAAUAACUAACGAUUGCAACUACGAACGUACCAUUUUUUUUGAAUCAAGGAGCUUUAUUGCUUAAUUUGUAGCAGGGUUAUAAUCGAGAGAACGAUGCGUAGUCGACGCUUGCUUUGCAAAUGUGCGCAGCCUUAUUACAAGAACGACUAAUAAACCAAAAAACUAAGAAA